AUGGACAUCAUCGUUGACGAACCACAUCACUGUGCCAUGAUCGAAGAGAAAGACCAGGAGAUUGUGGAGGCCGAGAACGAGAAGCUUGAUCAGCUGGUGGCCCAAUUUACUAGGGGUUUCGAUCCAUCCACCCUCCGUAACGAGGUGAUACCAGCCCUGCCAAUUCUCGCACAAUCCGCUUUCCCGGGGACAUAUGAGCAUCUCUUAAUGCUCUGCUUCACAACCGACGAUGAACUACAGGACAUGCAAGAAGAGCUCGAGAGAUAUCUCUUGUUACGCUAUGGGCAGGUGUUCGAUGAGCUCGUCCCGCGGACCACGACCAACAUCACCGACGAGUCUUAUUUUGCAUCGGAGAUUGAGACCCUGAGAAGACUCCUCGAGCCAUUGCGUGGCGACUCGACGAGCCCCGUCUACUGGCUGAGUCUUAGACGCGCGAAUCCGACCAAGGCCCGGCAGCAACUCGAAGCAGCGACCAAGGUGAUCAACGCUUUCAAGAAGGACGUGCUUGCAGCUCUGCACUUUGAUCCACAGGAGCGAAAGAUAGUCAACCCCCUUCCAGUCUCAGUCGAACGCUCGGCUUUCGUAAGCAUGAAGCACCUACGCAUCGACGCCUGCAAGGAUACGCUUCACUGGGACGAGUACAACCAGAGCAACAUGAAUCUCACCGUGUUCUACCAUGCGUACAAGGCGCUUCUCUGCCGAACCCAGCCGGACAAGGCACGCGAAUGGGGAUGGCUCCCACCCAGGGUCCUCGAGGCCCCUCGUGCGUCCAGUCCUCAGGCAUCCAUUGGUGAUCUAGCUUAUUGGCCGUUGAGACAGGCGGGCAACGACAAGUACGAUCUACUCGUGAAGACCGCGCUCUGGCUGGCGCUUGCUAGAGGCCUUCCCGCCGUGCACCUGUUUUGCGAUUGUGCUCGAGUUUUCACGUCACUCAUCCCAGCAGGCGAUGCAAGCCCAAAGACGAUUGUCUUCUUACGCCGUUUGACUCAACUCCGUGUGCCCGUGGAAGCCAUCAAUCCCAGCCCACGCAUCCCCGUCCCAUUCCAGAAGCGGUGCCAGAAAGGUGACAACGAUGAUUAUUUCGAGGACGUGUGGAGGUCGGACCAGGACUUGGAGAAGGACUUGGCGCAGAAUGUCUCGCUGUAUGGCAUGGACACAGCCAAGGAUGUCCGCCGAGCACGGACCCCUCCCCCUCGACGCUCGUUUCAGCAACAGGCACAGCUCAUCAAGGACGCUCUCACCGUUGAGACGAGCUUUGCAGACGUGUGGCCUCGUAAAGAUCCGGCAAGUAUCCCGGUGCAGCACCGUCCUCCAUCUGUCCCUGAGCCGGAGCUCAUUUGGAAAGUCCAGCCUGAGCCGGAAGAGCCUGACAUUUUCGACAAGGAUGGUUACGUCUCGGUUCUCUUCUGA
Molecule: messenger RNA, 1410 nt
Organism: Aspergillus aculeatinus CBS 121060
Lineage: Eukaryota; Fungi; Ascomycota; Eurotiomycetes; Eurotiales; Aspergillaceae
Exons: 3
Coding region: 1-1410 (469 amino acids)
Source: RefSeq, a predicted model, not a curated record